Aspergillus bombycis is the source of this 891-nucleotide messenger RNA. Its product is annotated as putative gibberellin 20-oxidase. The transcript has 2 exons. Lineage: Eukaryota; Fungi; Ascomycota; Eurotiomycetes; Eurotiales; Aspergillaceae. The record is from RefSeq and is a predicted model, not a curated record. Bases 1 to 891 code for a protein of 296 amino acids.
AUGUCGUCUACCAGGAAAAUACCUCUCCUUGAUCUGAAACUCGCAGAGGAUCCCUCAACGCGAGGACUACUUCUUAAUCAGUUGCAUGAUGCAUUAUUUAACAUCGGUUUUCUGUAUAUUUCCAACCAUGGAGUCUCGGAAGAAAUCAUAAGUGCUCUGUCAGAGAAACUUCCGGCGCUCUUUCAUUUGCCGCUAGAACGAAAGAGGGAGUUGUCUAAAACUAAAUCCCCCCAGUUCCUUGGCUUUAGUGACUUUGCCCAGGAGACCACUCAGGGUAAGCUUGAUUUGAGGGAGCAAUACGACAUUGCCACGGAACUGCCCGAGGUCUACCAGAAGGAUGCAGUCCCGAACGACCGGGGAAGAAACUUUUCGAACUUGUACUGGAGGCUUAGGGGCCCAAACGUGUGGCCGUUAGAGAACGAAGUACCUGGCUUUAAGAAAGCGGCUAAUGAGUUCGUGCAUCUCGUGGAAGAGGCAUUUGGUAUCCCAAGAGGGACAUUCGAUAGCUUCUUCAACGAGGAUGCCGCUUCCACCCCGGAGAGCGACUUUCUUCCUCCUCAGCAUCGUCUUAGACUCAACUUCUACCCGGCCAUGCCGCCAGAGCAAGAGGGCCAAGGUGUAGGCCCACACAAGGAUAUGGCUGGAUGGCUCACCUUUCUACACCAGGUCGGCUCCGAAUGCGCCUUGGAUGUGCAAUGCAGAGACGGCAGCUGGAUUUCUGUCGAUCCAAUUCCCAACACUCUCGUUGUCAACCUAGCUACGCCUUUGAAGCGGCCACCGAGGGUGCAGCCAGAGCGACAGUUCAUCGAGUACGGGCACCUUCACAGAGAGAUCGAUACUCGAUUCCAUUUUUCAUGGGCUUGCCACACGAACUUAAGCUCUCACAGGUGA